AGAAAUUAAGCGGGUAAUCACACACAGCGAGGUCACAUUGACAUUGACGUAAUUGGGGAUCCCAAUUACAGUCCUACUUGAAUGUCUACCUUGAACGUUUUAAAUUUAACUCAGUUGCAAUCACCGACUUAACCAAACAUAUUUCGUCAUGUCUACGAGUCAUUUUUAUGAAAACGAGUCGCAGUCUGAGCGUUUAGCCAGGAAAAGCAAAGAAACCCCGUUUUUUCCAAUCGCUAUUGGAGUGUGCGCGGCAACUUGUGUGUACGGGGCUUACAUGUUUAAACGUAGGGGUAAAAUGAGUCCCAGCAUAUUCCUAAUGAAAAUGCGAGUGGCUGCACAGGGUCUUGCGGUUGGAACGCUUACCUUAGGUUUGGGAUACACCAUGUUUAAUGAACACCUGCGACACACAAAAAGUGAAAAGGAUUAAGUACAUAGAUAGUCUUAGUUAUUUAUUUAUUAAGUUAGUGUAUACAUUUAUUUUGUUAAGAUAAACGCCAGAUUAGCAACUAA
Photinus pyralis (common eastern firefly) is the source of this 510-nucleotide messenger RNA. RefSeq names its product HIG1 domain family member 1A, mitochondrial-like. The coding region runs from base 149 to 427 and encodes 92 amino acids. Gene Ontology annotation, cellular component: mitochondrion. Gene Ontology annotation, biological process: mitochondrial respirasome assembly. The record is from RefSeq and is a predicted model, not a curated record. The transcript is spliced from 3 exons. NCBI's taxonomy places the organism in Eukaryota, Metazoa, Arthropoda, Insecta, Coleoptera, Lampyridae.